Oncorhynchus nerka (sockeye salmon) is the source of this 1071-nucleotide messenger RNA. Its product is annotated as fatty acid CoA ligase Acsl3-like. Bases 358 to 1071 code for a protein of 237 amino acids. The record is from RefSeq and is a predicted model, not a curated record. Lineage: Eukaryota; Metazoa; Chordata; Actinopteri; Salmoniformes; Salmonidae. The transcript has 5 exons. Gene Ontology annotation, molecular function: long-chain fatty acid-CoA ligase activity. Gene Ontology annotation, cellular component: lipid droplet; plasma membrane; endoplasmic reticulum. Gene Ontology annotation, biological process: neuron differentiation; long-chain fatty-acyl-CoA metabolic process; long-chain fatty acid metabolic process.
UCACUUCUGGGCUGAGAGCAGCGACCAAUAUCAUCAGACAGACGAUGCGGGAAUUCAAUUGCAAUUCGUGCAAUAAAAGAACGCUUUCCUUUUCGUCGCUGAUACACCAGGUGUUUGAUUCAAGGCGUAAGGUGCUGCUGCCAUUGUAAUCAGAUAAACACAAAAGAGCAGAAGAAGAAGAACCAGGAAAUGAAUAACUUCCCCUGACAGUGGUAGCAGGAUUACGACCCAUCAUUCUCUCUCCUACCAUUCACAUCUCAGGGUUGGAGGAGCUGUCUCAGUGAUAAACUACCUGCUCAGAGCAUAAGCCUUGCAACCCACCCCCAUCCCCCACUCACUCACACACACCCAGUCAGGAUGAAGCUGAAAGAGGACCUGAACCCAGUGCUGCUGCUGCUCUUCCAGGUGACGGUGUGGCUGUACUCUGUCCUAGCCUUCCUCCCCUCCUACCUCUUCAGCUCUGUGUCAGAAUCAGACGCAGGCCUCGGGUCAGAACAGGAGCGGGCUCAGAGACUCAAGGCCCGGUCUGUGACGGGUCGCCCCGCGGGGCCCUACAGGGCCAUGGGCGCCACGAAGAGGCUGAUGUCGUCCCUGCACCCCGGGGUGGACACACUAGAUAAGGUGUUUGAGGACGCAUCCAGAAGGUUCCCUGACAGAGACUGCCUGGGCACCAGAGAGGUAGUCAUGGAGGAGGAUGAGAGGCAGAGCAACGGAAAGUUCUUCAAGAAGGUGAUCCUUGGGCAGUACCGCUGGCUGUCCUAUGCUGAGACCCACAGGGCAGCAGCCUGCUUUGGCAUUGGUCUGGCAGCGCUUGGCCAGAGGGCCCACAACAAUAUUGCCAUCUUCUGUGAGACCAGGGCCGAGUGGGUAAUAGCUGCACAGGCCUGCUUCAUGCAAAACUUCCCCUUGGUCACUCUGUACUCUACCCUGGGGGGUCCGGCCAUCACUCAUGGUCUGAACGAGACAGAGGUCAGUCACAUCAUAACCAGCCGAGAGCUACUGGAGACCAGACUCAAGUGCUACAAGGGCAGAGAAUUCUCAGAGCUACAGAAAGACUCUAGGGAAAACUAA